Molecule: messenger RNA, 1585 nt
Organism: Aspergillus pseudotamarii
Lineage: Eukaryota; Fungi; Ascomycota; Eurotiomycetes; Eurotiales; Aspergillaceae
Product: aminotransferase class I/II-fold pyridoxal phosphate-dependent enzyme
Exons: 3
Coding region: 57-1355 (432 amino acids)
Biological process (GO): biosynthetic process
Molecular function (GO): pyridoxal phosphate binding
Source: RefSeq, a predicted model, not a curated record
AGACGAUCUCUUUCCCUUUAGAGACCCAUCAUAUUAGAGAAGUUUCCAAGCCCAUCAUGGCCCUUCCGUCUGCAUACCGCGAGAACCUUGAGGCGGCACUUGACCCCAGCCGCCAAAAAGGUCAGAUCUUCAAGCUUACAGCUCCAGCCGACGAGCUUGGUUGCGUUGACUUCGGCUCGAACAACACCCUUUCCCUUGGUGGGAGUGCAGCAACACGAGAGGAGUUUCUCCGAGAGCUUGCACGAAAUCCCAACUUUGCUAUUGGGACCGGUGGCAGCCGUCUCCUAGGCGGAACCACUCAAUAUAUCGACGAGCUCGAACGGGACUUGGCCCAUUUCUAUAAUGCAGACGAGGGCUUGAUUUUGCCCUCCGGAUAUGAGGGUAACGUUGCGAUCCAUGCGACCCUUCCGCAGACGGGAGACGCUAUUAUUCACGACGCAAAGAUCCAUGCCAGCACGCGGGAUGGCAUGCGUUCCUCAAAAGCACACAUCAUACGACCAUUCGCGCACAACGACCCACACUCCUUGUACGACGUUCUCGAGGAAGUCAAGCUACUGGAGCCAGCAAUUGCCGAUGGGCUCAAUACCGUCUUCGUGACGAUUGAAUCGAUCUAUAGCAUGGACGGGGAUGUGGCGCCCGUGGCUGAGAUCCUAAACGAAGCGAAACGGGCCUUGCCGAAAGGUAAUCUGGUCAUGAUCCUUGACGAGGCGCACUCCCAUGGUAUUGUCGGGCCAAGUGGAGCUGGUCUAGCGUGUCAGCUGGGUCUAGAGCAUGAGUUUGCUGUCAGGUUACACACCUUCGGCAAGGCCAUUGGAGCCGGUGGUGGUAUUAUUCUCUGUGACGGUCUGAUUAAAAGAUAUUUGGUUAGCUAUGCACGUAACUUCAUGUUCACCACAGCUCCGGCCUUCACUUUCUUUGCCACCAUCAAGGCUGCGGUCACUGUCAUGAGUAGUAAGGAGGGUGACUGGCGUCGAAAGCAGCUCCAAGACCGGAUUUACCACUUCUACGAACUCCUCUUCCACCAUCCCCAGUGGGAACAUGUUCGAAGAUCCGGAAUCCUGAGCAUUCCCACCACCGACCAUUUUGUGAAAGGUUCUUCGUUCCUUGUACCCAUCAUCCCCCUCAUCACACAGCCAGGUUACAGCCAUAGACUCGAGAAAUGGCUUCUAGACCGCGGCAUGCACACGCAUGGAGUGCGGUAUCCCGUUGUGCCUAUGGCGAAGGAGCGAGUUCGAGUCAUGAUACACGUUGAAAAUACAACAGAGCAAGUUGAAGCAUUAGUCAAGUCCAUCAUGGAAUGGGCGGACCAGUAUGCGCCGUCCCUGUCUCCAACUACAAUCAAGUUACGCCUGUGAAGGGAAGCAAUGUUUGUGUGGAUGUUAACAAAUUGUACAGAGGUAAACUGGAUGAACAUCAUCCGUGAUAUUUUUCAUCUUCCUUAGGAAAACUGGCUUGUGUACAGAAAAUGUGUUUCCUUCUGUGUCAGUCUAACUCUCCUUUCGCAAUUACUCCUUUCCAUCACCAUUAUGAGUAUUAACGUUACUGUGUUGCCAUUUCCUUCUUCUCUUUUGAUUUUGUAUCGUUA